ACGAGGCGAAGCGGCCCCACACGCAAAACUCCCGGCGUCAAGUUUGCCUUCAGCAAUUGUCUGUUUGCUGACAGGUGUCUGUGACCUCCGGGACUGUGUGCUCCUUAUCUCCACCGUCGGGAUGGGGAAGAGAGCGUUUUCAGCGGCUCUGCUGGCUGUGGCUGCCGGGGUCUACCUCCUGCCUUCUCCUAUAGACCCCAAACCCCACGUACUGAAGGGCCCCCCUCCAGCCCUUGAAGGACCUCUGGCUGUCAACACCAGAUUACAGAAGGGCCGCAGGCUGUUUACCGGGAAACUACAUGGACCAGAAUCCUUCACCGCCGAUCGGGAAGGUAACGUGUAUACAGGUACAGUGGAUGGGAAGCUGUGGAGAAUUGCUCCUGAUGACAGCCUGACCUUCAUCACCCAGAUGGGCCAGGAUUUACCUGAAUGUGGCAGCAGUACAGACCAUGAGCCCGUGUGUGGACGUCCCCAUGGCGUGAGAAUGGACAGACAUGGUCAGCUGAUAGUGGCCGACUCCUACCUAGGACUACACAGUGUUAAUCCCAAAACUGGAGAGAAAACUCUUCUACUGUCUAAUUCAGAGGGAGCUGAAGGCACUCCGUUUGCCUUUCUGAACGGCCUGGAGAUCUCCGCCCAGACUGGAACGAUCUAUUUCACCGACUCCUCCAGCCGCUGGGGACGAAGACACGUCAAACUGGAGGUUAUAGAGCUGAACAGCCUGGGUCGACUGCUAGCCUACGAUCCACAGUCUGGUGGUGUGCAAGUCCUGCUGGAUUCCCUCUACAUGCCCAAUGGCAUCGUGCUGUCGCCUGACGAAGACUUCCUGCUGCUGGCAGAGACCAGUAUCGGACGCCUGCUGAGGUAUUGGCUGAAGGGUCCGAAGGCCGGUACCAAGGAAGUCGUCUUGGACAACAUGAUCGGUUAUCCAGACAACAUCCGCCUCAGCGACCACGCAACCUUCCUGGUUGGUAUUACCACCACCCGUUUCUGGAAAGUCCUGCCUCCCUUCCUGGAUAUGAUCGCACCGUACCCCGCCGUCAAACGCUUCUUGGCCAAGGUGAUUCCUCUGAGCUGGUACAAUGCCUUGCUGCCGCGCUACGCUUUGGUGCUGGAGCUGGGGUAUGACGGUGAGGUGGUGGGAUCGCUCCAUGACCCCGACGGCAGCCUUACGUGGGCCAUCAGCGACGUCUUCCAGCACCGAGGGAGAACCUACCUGGGCAGCACUGACCUGCCCUUCUUACCUGUGUUGGAAGAAUGGGAGGACUGACGGAGGUGGGGGGGACAUUUGAAACACUCACGUUGAAUCCAGAAACGAUGGACAACACAAAUACUGAGCAGCUAGUGUGUAGCUUAACGACACAUUGUGUAGUUAUUUUCCAUUUUAGGACCGGUACAUUUUUCUGUGGCUCACACAUAACUAACUAGGAAAUUUUGCAGCCUGGUACGUUUUCCGCUUUCAGAGGCUUUUAGUUGACGCUUCUACCCACUGUGACUAACAAGGAAUGACCGGGGCGGUCAUGUCUUGCUCAAGGGCACAUUAGCAGGAGAGAUGGUUGUUGAAGUAAUGACCCUUGUGACCUUUAGGUUACAGGACAGUCUUAGUAAUAGGCCGACCUGUAACCUGAUAUUAUAGAAACAUGUCAACAGAUGAAAAGUAAACAACAAUUUUCCAGCAAUGAUUGUGGAAUUCAGCAGGGAUGUGUGUUAGGAUGGUCAACUUUCCAGUUGGAUGACUGGAAUGAGACAUGAGUGAUGGAGGACUGAGACACUGGUCAGCACAGAGCAAUAAUGUCCUGCUUUUUUCUCUCUCUCUCUGUUCAUCUCUGUUGUUUAUCUUUGGUUUUGCAUGUA
This is a messenger RNA of Lampris incognitus (smalleye Pacific opah), 1854 nucleotides long. RefSeq lists its product as uncharacterized. The record is from RefSeq and is a predicted model, not a curated record. The coding region runs from base 122 to 1270 and encodes 382 amino acids. Gene Ontology annotation, biological process: biosynthetic process. NCBI's taxonomy places the organism in Eukaryota, Metazoa, Chordata, Actinopteri, Lampriformes, Lampridae. Gene Ontology annotation, molecular function: strictosidine synthase activity. The transcript is spliced from 9 exons.